AUGCACCUCCUACCCCUGUGGGCGUUGGCGAUAGCAGGAUGGGUCGCCGCCGUUGCCGCCGCCCCUGGACCUCGGCCUCAGGAGGGCGAGGACCUGCUCCCUGCCCUCAAGGACCUGGCGAGGCGUAAGAGGGCGGGAACCAAGUCCAACCUUCCUUACUCGAACUACAGGCCCUUGUCUGGCAUGCACAGGUACCGCUACCCGAUCUACCGCAAGCGCUCCAGCCGCCCUCAGCCCCAGUACGACUACGAGGAAGACCUGUACAUUCCCGAGCCCGAGGGCGACUUCCUGGACUACGAGGAGAGCCUCCGCGGGCCGUCGCUGUUCCGCGAGAGGAGCCUCCAGCAGCAGGACCGCCGCAAGAAGGAGAUGCUGAUGGAGGACGAGGGCUACUUCAGCGACGACUUCGUGCCCGAGAAGAAGUUCCUGCCGAGCCCGUACGUGGUGCCGCUGGUCAAGAAGGACACGAUGUACAACCUGGCUAACACGCCUUACGACCUGCAGGCCAUCGGUCGCCUGUACGAGGUGGGCAAGCGCGACUCCAACUCCAUCGACCCCUACAACCUGGAGGCGCUGCAGGACGCCCACUCCGUCGACCGGAAGUCCAUGCGGCCGACGCCCACCGAGCAGUUCUACGACGCCCUCGACGCCAUCGCCAAAAAGAACGUCUACAUCGACGAGAGCGACCGCGACGCCGCCGGCCGCGUCGCCAAGCUCAGAAACUUCCUCACUUCCGCCGCAGGACGCUACUGGAGGGCUCGCGACGCCGAAGAGACCAGCGCCAGGGACCCGCUCAUCCGCAAGAAGCGGGCCGUGGCCGCCCCGACCGUCGCCGCCGCCGCCGCGCCCGUGAACAAGACCAACGCCACGACGGCCUCCCAGAGCUCCCUCUCGUCUAAGGUGCCCGCCCGCUACCACGCCCAGUUCUCCGGCGACCGCAAGAAGCGCGCCUUCUCCGACUACUUCAAGUGGGAGAAGAAGUCACAGCCCGAGGAGGAGGACGGGGACGAGGCGGCGACGGCGGCCCAGCAGAAGCGCGGCAGCUCCUCCAGGGACUACGAUGACUACCUCACCCGCGAGUACUUCAAGAGCAUCGCGCGCUCCGUCGGGCAGAAGAAGAGGAAGAGGAUGGCGUACGCGCAGUUCGAGGCCGACAAGCGCUCCUCAGGCAUCGACGAGUUCCUGGAAAACCCUUCGAUGCUCCAGUACAUGCAGGCGAUGCUCAAAGAGGCCGAGGAGAAGGUGACGAGCGAGGCCGAGGAGGAACUGGGCCAGACUGACGGCGAGAACGAGAACCAACGACUCCUCGGCAACAUCGUGGUGAGGUUGGACGCCCUCGAGAGGAUGCGGGAGGCCCUGGGACAGCUGGAGACGUUGCAGGAGCAGGAGGAGAGGCAGCAGCAGCAGCAGCAGGAGGAGGAGGAGGAGGUGGCAGAGCAGGCUAAGAGAACGCAGACUCUCACGCUGCCCGCCCUCCCCCACAAGAGACAGCUGAGCACGCCCCAGGAGGAAGCGGCCAGGAGGCGAAAGUCCCUCCAGGAGGCGGCCCAGAGGAAGGCAUCGGAGGCGAAGAGCGGCAGAAGGAGGAUGAGGCGAGGGGAGGCUGCGCCCAACCCCGUCUUCUUGGGGAACGCGAGAGAAGAAUGCCCAGUGUUAGAACGCAUCCUCAUGAACUGUGUCGCUGUGAGUAAUGAGGUAGGGGACCAAGACAAAGUAUUCCUGGAUACCUGCGUUCGACACGAGAUCUGCUACAUGUGUGGUUCCGGCCUCCGCAUCUCCGGCCACGAGUGCGACGCCGUUCUGUCCUCGUCCCUGGAGGCGGCCUGCUCCAGCAACCUGGACUGCCUGGGCGCCGCGGGAGAGACCUUCAACAUCCUCAGCGACGCCAGCAGGUACGACCAAGACGGCAUCUGCACCCACGACCCCUGCGUCAGGCAGUUCCUCGAGAUGCGCUGAGAGAAGACGAAGGUCGAUGACACCCCCUCCGACGCCCCCACCGUACUGCUGGCGUUCUCUGUGUCUGGAAGGAGCGUCUCGCGAUCACGUGACGAAGGGGGCCGCUGAUUGGUCGAGACCAGGAUGACGUUGGUAGACGCUCGGCCAAUUAGGAGCUCCGUUUGGUCUUCAUUCGGUCAAGGACCUUCUGCUCCGUACUCAUUAGAUGACUGUUAGAUAGAUAUAUAUACAUAAAUGUAACACUUCCAGUAAUGAUUGAUGUUACUGUCAUGUCCACUUUGUUAACAGUACAUUAAAGUAUAUAAUGUGAAUGUUGCCUCUGCCUUAUACAAAUGUUUUCGAAACCUCUUUCGAAAGAUUUCAGUCUUCAUGUAUAACGUAUGUGCGGGGACCUUCAACUGAAACUAUUACAAAAAAAGUAAAUAAAAUGUCGCAUUUGUAACGUGUCUAAAAUCAAUGGGGCAUAACUUAUGACAUAUCUUGUUCAACCAAAACAACCAAUGUCACCCUCACUAUUUUUUUAAAAAAAGAAUAGGCACAGCGUGAAUAUAUUUGUUUAUCAGAAUCUGA
Penaeus chinensis is the source of this 2526-nucleotide messenger RNA. Its product is annotated as calponin homology domain-containing protein DDB_G0272472-like. The coding region runs from base 1 to 1956 and encodes 651 amino acids. The transcript has 6 exons. The record is from RefSeq and is a predicted model, not a curated record. NCBI's taxonomy places the organism in Eukaryota, Metazoa, Arthropoda, Malacostraca, Decapoda, Penaeidae.